GGCCGCCGGCUCCCCGAGCAGCCCGGGAGCGGCUGCAUGAAGCUGCCGCGCCACGGAGAGGGCGACAGGCCGGGGAGGGCACGCCGGCCCGCCACCCGGCCCCAUGCCCCCUUGCCCACCCCAAGGCUGUGCUCCCAGGCCAGGGAAGACUUGCCUACAGCCUUCCCUAGAGAUGCCCGUCUCCGAGGACACACGCUUUCCCCGGAGCCGUCAGCCGGGAGAGGAGGAGCUGCCGCCCGCCGCCCCUGGACCGGGCGUCAUGAGGUGAGCGCCAGGCCCGCUGAGCCUCCCCGAGCCCCCAGCCAUGCCCGGGAUCGUGGUGUUCCGGCGGCGCUGGUCUGUGGGCAGCGAUGACCUUGUCCUGCCGGCCAUCUUCCUCUUCCUCCUGCACACUACCUGGUUUGUGAUCCUGUCCGUGGUGCUCUUUGGCCUGGUCUACAACCCGCAUGAGGCCUGCUCCCUGAACCUGGUGGACCACGGCCGCGGCUACCUGGGCAUCCUGCUGAGCUGCAUGAUCGCCGAGAUGGCCAUCAUCUGGCUGAGCAUGCGCGGGGGUAUCCUGUACACGGAGCCCCGCGACUCCAUGCAGUACGUGCUGUACGUGCGCCUGGCCAUCCUGGUGAUCGAGUUCAUCUACGCCAUCGUGGGCAUCGUGUGGCUCACCCAGUACUACACCUCCUGCAAUGACCUCACUGCCAAGAACGUCACCCUGGGGAUGGUUGUCUGUAACUGGGUGGUCAUCUUGAGCGUCUGCAUCACCGUCCUCUGCGUCUUCGAUCCCACGGGCCGCACCUUCGUCAAGCUGAGGGCCACCAAGAGGAGGCAGCGGAACCUGAGGACCUACAACCUGCGGCACCGCUUGGAGGAGGGGCAGGCCACCAGCUGGUCCCGGCGGCUCAAAGUGUUCCUCUGCUGCACCCGGACCAAGGAUUCCCAGUCAGAUGCCUACUCGGAAAUCGCCUACCUCUUCGCCGAGUUUUUCCGGGACCUGGACAUUGUGCCGUCCGACAUCAUUGCUGGUUUGGUGCUGCUGCGGCAGCGGCAGCGAGCCAAGCGCAACGCGGUGCUGGACGAGGCAAACAAUGAUAUCUUGGCCUUCCUAUCCGGGAUGCCAGUGACCAGAAAUACCAAGUACCUGGACCUCAAGAACUCGCACGAGAUGCUACGCUACAAGGAAGUCUGCUACUACAUGCUGUUCGCCCUGGCGGCCUACGGCUGGCCCAUGUACCUGAUGCGGAAGCCGGCCUGCGGCCUCUGCCAGCUGGCUCGCUCCUGCUCAUGCUGCCUGUGCCCCGCACGGCCCCGGUUUGCCCCCGGGGUCACCAUCGAGGAGGACAAUUGCUGUGGCUGCAACGCCAUCGCCAUCCGCCGUCACUUCCUGGAUGAGAACAUGACGGCGGUGGACAUUGUCUACACCUCCUGCCACGACGCGGUCUACGAAACCCCCUUCUACGUGGCAGUGGACCAUGACAAGAAGAAGGUGGUGAUCAGUAUCAGGGGAACCCUGUCCCCAAAGGAUGCCCUGACUGACCUGACCGGCGACGCUGAGCGCCUCCCCGUGGAGGGGCACCGAGGCACCUGGCUGGGCCACAAGGGCAUGGUGCUGUCCGCCGAGUACAUCAAAAAGAAGCUGGAGCAGGAGAUGGUCCUGUCCCAGGCCUUCGGGCGAGACCUGGGCCGCGGAACCAAACACUACGGCCUGAUUGUGGUGGGCCACUCCCUGGGCGCGGGCACCGCUGCCAUCCUGUCUUUCCUCCUGCGCCCGCAGUACCCAACCCUCAAGUGCUUCGCCUAUUCGCCCCCCGGGGGCCUGCUGAGCGAGGACGCCAUGGAAUACUCCAAGGAGUUCGUGACUGCCGUGGUGCUGGGCAAAGACCUGGUCCCCAGGAUCGGCCUCUCCCAGCUGGAAGGUUUUCGUCGCCAGCUCCUGGAUGUCCUGCAACGCAGCACCAAGCCCAAAUGGCGGAUCAUCGUGGGGGCCACCAAGUGCAUCCCCAAGUCGGAGCUGCCUGAGGAGGUGGAGGUGACCACACUGGCCAACACCCGGCUCUGGACCCACCCCAGCGACCUGACCAUCGCCCUUUCAGCCAGCACCCCGCUCUACCCGCCCGGCCGUAUCAUCCACGUGGUCCACAGCCACCCCGCGGAGCAGUGCUGCUGCUGUGAACAGGAGGAGCCCACAUACUUCGCCAUCUGGGGAGACAACAAGGCCUUCAAUGAGGUGAUCAUCUCACCUGCCAUGCUGCAUGAGCACCUGCCCUAUGUGGUCAUGGAGGGGCUCAACAAGGUGCUAGAGAACUACAACAAGGGGAAAACCGCGCUGCUGUCUGCUGCCAAGGUCAUGGUGAGCCCCACUGAGGUGGACCUGACUCCUGAGCUCAUCUUCCAGCAGCAACCCCUGCCCACAGGACCGCCCCUGCCCGCCGGCCUGGCCCUAGAGCUGCCGGCCACGGACCACCGCAACAGCAGUGUCCGGAGCAAGUCACAGUCGGAGAUGAGCUUGGAGGGCUUCUCCGAGGGGCGGCUGCUGUCGCCGGCGGGCGCGGCGGGCGCGGCGGCGGGCGCGGCGGCGGCGGCGGCGCGCGCGGACCCCGUGGAGCUGCUGCUGCUGUCCACGCAGGAGCGGCUGGCGGCCGAGCUGCAGGCGCGCCGCGCGCCGCUGGCCACCAUGGAGAGCCUGUCGGACACCGAGUCCCUGUACAGCUUCGACUCGCGCCGCUCCUCGGGCUUCCGCAGCAUCCGGGGCUCGCCCAGCCUGCACGCCGUGCUGGAGCGCGACGAGGGCCACCUCUUCUACAUCGACCCCGCCAUCCCCGAGGAGAACCCGUCCCUGAGCUCGCGCACCGAGCUGCUGGCCGCCGACAGCCUGUCCAAGCACUCGCAGGACACGCAGCCGCUGGAGGCGGCGCCGGGCGGCGGCAGCGGUGACGUCACGCCGGAGCGCCCGAGCGCGGCCAAUGAGGACGAGGACGGGGCGGGCGCCGAGGGCGGCGGCACGGCGCCCCCUGCCGGCGCCGAGCUGGCCCUGCACAACGGGCGCCUCGGGGACUCGCCCAGCCCCCAGGUGCUGGAGUUCGCCGAGUUCAUCGACAGCCUCUUCAACCUGGACAGCAAGAGCAGCUCCUUCCAGGACCUCUACUGCAUGGUGGUGCCCGAGAGCCCCACCAGCGACUAUGCCGAGGGCCCCAAGUCCCCCAGCCAGCAAGAGAUCCUGCUCCGGGCCCAGUUUGAGCCCAACCUGGUGCCCAAGCCCCCGAGGCUCUUCGCGGGCUCGGCCGACCCCUCCUCUGGCAUUUCGCUCUCGCCCUCCUUCCCACUCAGCUCCUCCGGGGAACUCAUGGACCUGACACCCACAGGCCUCAGCAGCCAGGAGUGCCUGGCCGUGGACAAGAUCCGGACUUCUACCCCCACUGGCCACGGGGCCAGCCCCACCAAGCAGGAUGACCUGGUCAUCUCAGCACGCUAGCACUCCACAGCCGCUGCCAGCCAGGCCCUGGCCCGAAGCACAGGGCCCCGUGCGCCCCUGGUGGCCAUCCCAGGCCGGGUAGCUUUGAGGAGAGGCCCCAGGGGGGCCAGCUAGCCUCAGGCCUGGGGCAUUGCUGCUGAGCUGGGGGUCCACAUCCCUACCUCAGCUUAGGACCCCCAGAGCCAAGGUGGCUGGAGAAAUAAGGUAGAGAGGAAAAGGAUGAGGAAGGGGUUAGGGCAGCCUGCCAGGUAGGCAGGCCACACUCAGCCCCCUAGCCUGACUUCCCCACAGGGCACCCAGACACUCUGUGCUGGGACAGGCGCUGAGCAAGCUAGCUCCCCCUCACUGCCCAGGGCCUAGGACAGAGCAGUACUCUCCCAUGAUUCUCAUAUGCCCUGGCCACUCUCCCCAGAUCUGGUGCCUGCUGGCCAGCCCCCCUGGGGGGACACCCCCACCACCACCACCUAGGUGGCCCACAGUGUUGUACUUGUUUACAGAAACUGUCAGGCUUGGCUCCAGUUAUAUCCUGGGCUUAUAUAUCUGAGCAGGGCCUGAGGCUGUCAAGGAGCUGGGAGGGGCCCAGAGGAGGUCAGGGUCAAGAUGGUCCCUUCUCUGCCUGGUGCCCCUUGUGCUGGCCCCUCCCAUCCACAGAUCCUGGGCCUUGCAGUUGGCUUCCUCCCUUCCUGGCUUCCCUUCUGCCCUAGGGACCCUGGCCACCAAAGGGUGAUGGGCAGUGCUGUGACCACCCCUGGCUGCAGAGUCACGGCCCUGGGAGGAAAGAAGGCAACCAGAGCCCCCCUCCUCUAAGGGCCCCACUUGACCCCCUCUGUGUCACCCCACCAUGCCUAGGCAGCACCAGGCUGAGAUCUGAAACCAAGCAGCCUCUCCCUCUCCCCACUGGCCUGGUGGCCUCCUGGGCCCUGGGCUCUCACUCUGCCAUGUUUUAUCAGUAGAAGUGGGGCCAAGAGUGGGGCAUUGUGGAACCUAGCUGGGGACCCUCUGCCCAGGGCCCAGGAGAGAGCCCAGGAGGGCCAGGGGCUCAGGGGCUGUUGCUAAGUUAGGCUGAGCCCCGCCGCCUUGGGGUUCCCUAUGGGUCUAGGAACGCAGUUGGGGCUGUGGGAACCCGGCCUUCCCCUCCCCCCAGCCAGGCAGGGGUGGGGGAGGUGUGCAUGCUAAUGUCAGGCGUGUGUGUGCAUGCGCAUGAAUGUGCACCAUUCCUGAGGAAGGGGCUCCUGGGGGCUGCCUGCCCGCCCACCUCCUGCCUGCUGCCCCUCCCAGCCUGAGAAAGCAGCCCUGGAGCCCGCGUGGGCCCAGGAGGUGUGCAGACUGCCCUGCUUGUGCCUUUGUCUACUCAGAGGCAUGGCCCCACCCACUCUGGUCCCAUCUGGCCUCCGUGGGCUGCCAAGGCUUUCCCAGCCAAGACUCCCCCUCCCACCCAGUGAUCACUGGUUUUAGGCCUGAACCCCAACCCUCAACCCUACACACAGCUGAGGCUGGCCUAGACAGCUGCCCACUCCAACCGAGGGGGACAGAGACCUGGAAGCUGGGCCUUCCCUCACUCUCUCCCACCCUCUCUGGACUCCAGGCCUCCCUGUGCCUGGCCAUGUGCUAUGGAGGCAGAGCCUCCGCCCAGCACCGAGCAAGACAAAAA
Messenger RNA from Perognathus longimembris pacificus (Pacific pocket mouse), 5117 nucleotides. It is a transcript of the gene Dagla, whose product is annotated as diacylglycerol lipase alpha. The record is from RefSeq and is a predicted model, not a curated record. Lineage: Eukaryota; Metazoa; Chordata; Mammalia; Rodentia; Heteromyidae. The transcript has 20 exons. The coding region runs from base 305 to 3466 and encodes 1053 amino acids. Gene Ontology annotation, cellular component: dendrite membrane; postsynaptic membrane. Gene Ontology annotation, biological process: lipid metabolic process.